AUGCCUGCUCACCCAAAGGGGUCGAGUUCCCCUACGCAACACCGGGUUGGGGAGCACUGGAGUGGAAACAACCCUGUCCCGACGAUCGGCCGAUUUAUUGAACGUCUCCAGGCAGACCAGCAGGACCGCGAAGCACAUCAGAAAGCGUCGGCGUCGAAGACGCAUGACGAACAGACAGACGAGAAUGCUGUUCCACAUCGACCACAGAAGGUGGGCAAGGGGAGGACCCGAGAAGUCACAGACCCUACGACGGGAAGAGAGAUUGAGGUUGAGGAUUUGGACGAGUCUGCUAUGGAGCCUGUAAAGAACCCGAAGUUGGUUGUACCUAAUGCCAACCUCGGUAAGGAUACGCCAGUAAGGUCCGACUCGAAUCAACCGCUAUCCGAAUAUAAGGAAAACCAAGAUAUUACAGCACCGCCGGAUCCCAUCGCAGAGGGUACUACAUCCGACGUGCCCAUUCACGGAGAGAGAACGAACAUCCUCUUCCACCCGACGCCGACGGUCUCCUUCAAACCCAUGUUUGAGAACUUGGAAAAGCGAGGGGCCAGUCUAUGUAUUGGCAUCGUGGCCGGGAUCAUUGUCCUCGGCCGGACUUUUGGCGCCUCAUACUGGGGACUUUUCCCUCUAGCUUUCUGUAUUGCCAGUGGCGUCUGGCUAUGGGUACAGGAAGUGAUCCGCAGUGGCAGAGAGAUGGAAUGGAGUAGUGAACAGUUACGUGGACAAGUUGCGACAGCGAAUUUGAUCCCAGAAUCCGUUGAAUGGAUGAAUACGUUUUUGGGCAUAAUCUGGGGCCUGAUCAACCCGGACAUGUUAGCACCGAUCUCUGAUACCAUUGAAGAUAUUAUGCAAGCGUCCUCACCUGGUGUGAUUGAGAAUGUUCGAAUUGCAGAAAUUGAUCAGGGAAACAAUCCAAUACGGCUUUUAAGUCUGCGAGCUCUUCCGGAUGAGAAUGUGCAACAGUUAAAGGAGAAUGCCUCUCGAGACAAUAGGGAAAACAAGGACCCAGACGAAGCAGCGGCGCUGGAAGAAGGGGGGAGCUUUUACAAUUUCGAAGCAUCUUUCGCCUACCAUGCAAAGCCCACCGGCCAGAGCGCUUCUGCUAAAGCCCGCAACAUGCACAUGCAGCUUGUCUUCUAUCUUGGAGUUCGUGGACUCUUCGGAGUGCCUUUCCCAGUCUUCGUGGAGCUGAUAGAGAUGGUUGGAACAGUGCGUGGAAGGCUUCAGCUAGUUCCCGAGGUGCCGUUCGUCAAAGACUUGACAUUUAGUCUGGCUGGUAUCCCUCAUAUCAAAGCCGGCUGUAUGCCGAUGUUCAAAACAGGCGUCAACGUUUUAAACCUCCCCUUAAUUUCCAACUUUGUCAACUACGCCAUUGGUGCCGCUUGCGGUAUGUUCGCCGCUCCUAAGUCUAUGACGAUGGAUCUUAGUAUGCUGGCAAAGGGUGAUGAUAUUGUUAAGGAAACGCAGGCGCUUGGAGUCAUGUGGGUUCGCAUUCAUCGUGCGGUGGGCUUGAGCAAGCAAGACAAGCGUGGCAGUGAGGGUGGCGGUAGCGACCCUUAUAUCAACCUUUCGUUCUCGAAAUAUGGAAAGCCGAUGUAUUGCACCCGUGUGAUCACAGAUGAUCUGAAUCCAGUCUGGGAAGAAACGGCAGCACUACUUGUGAAUGCUGAACUCAUCAAGGCGAACGAGAACCUUAGCGUUGAGCUCUGGGACUCUGAUCGUCACACAGCGGAUGAUAUUGUUGGCAAGGUGGAGCUGCCUAUUCGCGAAAUGAUCCAGCAUCCAUGCCGGAUGUACCAGCAUGUAUCAAAACUUCAGGGUAUGAACGAGGGAAGUGAAAUGCCCGGCGAGCUGCACUGGGAAGUCGGAUUCUUUGGCAAGCCGAAACUGAGGAAUGAGCUGAGGACCGACGGCAAGGUCAAGGAUUUGCCGGAGAAUCUGAAAGCCGACAAGCAAUUUGAGGACGACAAGGGUGUCAUCACCACGGAGGAAGAGGAAGCCGUCACGCAUACUCCGCCUGAUCCUUUGUGGCCAAGCGGUAUUCUCAGUGUCAUCGUGCAUCAGAUUGUCAACCUCCAGCUUGUCAAUGUCAAAGGAAGUAACGGAAACCGCCAAGGGAGAGAGUAUGAGCCGGCAAAGCCUUACGGAGAGAACACUGAGGAGCAAGGUGGAGAGCUGCCCACCAGCUACUGCAAGAUCAUGCUAAACGACGAACUCAUCUAUCGCACACGAGCGAAAGCUCUGAGCUCGAAACCAAUCUUUAAUGCUGGAACAGAGCGGUUCGUGCGCGACUGGCGCUCAGCAGUGGUGUGUGUGACGGUCAGAGACCAGAGAUACAGAGAGCACGACCCUAUUUUAGGUGUCGUUCCUCUGAAACUGUCAGAACUCUUCCAGACCAGCUCCCAGGUCACCAGGUGGUACCCCCUUGACGGAGGAGUUGGCUUUGGCCGAAUCCGCAUUUCGCUCCUGUUCAGGCACGUUGAGACUAAACUGCCUCCCCAAAUGCUUGGAUGGGACGUUGGAACUUUCAAGUUCACCGGGAAUCUCACCGCACAAGGCCUCAGCCAGAAGACCAAGGUUCGCGUACGUACAGGAGGAAGUAGUAGCAAGAUCCCGCGGCACGUAUGCAGCGUCAACGCAGACAACUCGGUUUCCUUCGACAUCUCUAACAUUGAUCUGCGCCUCCCCGUCAAGCAUCGCUACCGGUCUCCCGUCGUAUUCGAAUUCGUUUCUCAAGGAAAGCGCCAUCACACGGGUUACGCAACCCUCUGGCUGCAACACCUCGUCGAUAACAACGAUACCCCCAUCGAUAUCCCAAUUUGGCAAACGAAGAAUGGCACGCGCCUGACGCAGAACUAUAUAACCGAAGACAAUCUCGAGGAAAAACGCAGCCCAGGUCUCGAGGAUAUCCAGGAGGUUGGGCGCCUCCGGUUCAGCUGCGUUUUCACUCCUGGCAUUGACGAAUCCCAUGAGCACUUCGUUGUUGAUAACAACUCCCGCGAGACCUUCGAGACGUGGGAGGCUUGUAUGGCCGAGGGCGCCCGUCCGCGUCAUAUCGAGGCUGAAGUCCCCGAACGUACUGAGCAGAUGCACGAGAAGUCACUCCUCCAGGGCCGCGAUAUCCUCAAGGUCGCUGAUCCCAAGGAGCGCCGCCGCUGGAUUGACAAGGAGGGUCGAGACUGGAGCGGCGCAUUCGGCCAAGAUCCCCUUGCUCAGAUACAGGAGCAAGAGAAAAGUGGAAAGGAAGAGCCUGGUCAAGAGGAUGGUUUGAUGCACUUACCAGAUGACGACUCGCACUCAGACACCAGCGAUUCCUCCAACGAACACGGACGAGAACAUAAACACGGAGAUACAGCCAACGCCAUAGUCGAACCCUCGAACCCGAUUGCGUCCGACCCCGUCUCCAACCAGGACACCCAAGCUACGCCAAACAACGGCACCCCGCCUAGCAGUAGCUACACCCAGCGCACAAGCACGGGCACGAGCCAGAUAUCCACCAUCAACACUGCCGACACGGCUUCAAGCUCAACAACCUCUAAGCGCGCCGCCAAGCGCAGCGAGCAGCGCCAGCAGCGUGGCCUCAUGCAGUGGAAGCCCGCUCGUAAUGCUCAGUUUGCAAAAGACGAGGCCAAGUAUGCCUUCAGAAAAGUCCGACAACACUUCAGUGGGGAUCUGUCGGGUAGGGAGCCGGAUAUUGAGACGGAGACAGGGAGCUAGAGCUAGUUGCCUACUUUUUCGCUGCAUCGCCUCUAGCUUGUUGUGUGAGUUCAUAGCACGGAGUUAUUGUGACACAGAUGAAUUUUUUUAUUGCUCACGCGUAGUGUAUGAUAUCAAUGGGUAAUUAUGAUUCCAGCCAGGCUAUGCAUACUGCAAUGAAUAAAUUUUCUCACUCGU
Messenger RNA from Aspergillus nidulans FGSC A4, 3891 nucleotides. RefSeq names its product C2 domain protein. Gene Ontology annotation, biological process: membrane organization. The coding region runs from base 1 to 3714 and encodes 1237 amino acids. The transcript has 5 exons. The record is from RefSeq and is a predicted model, not a curated record. Gene Ontology annotation, cellular component: endoplasmic reticulum membrane. Lineage: Eukaryota; Fungi; Ascomycota; Eurotiomycetes; Eurotiales; Aspergillaceae. Gene Ontology annotation, molecular function: lipid binding.